Odobenus rosmarus divergens (Pacific walrus) is the source of this 1667-nucleotide messenger RNA. RefSeq names its product periphilin-1-like. Gene Ontology annotation, biological process: negative regulation of gene expression, epigenetic; protein localization to heterochromatin; negative regulation of DNA-templated transcription. The transcript has a single exon. Lineage: Eukaryota; Metazoa; Chordata; Mammalia; Carnivora; Odobenidae. Gene Ontology annotation, cellular component: nucleoplasm. The record is from RefSeq and is a predicted model, not a curated record. The coding region runs from base 102 to 1166 and encodes 354 amino acids.
AGGAGAGGAGCGACGAGCCGACGACUACAUUUACGGGGUCUCCCGGUGGCCCAGAGUCGGAGAUUGUUGAAAACUUUAAAUUUGAUUCCUGAAAGGACUCAAUGGCUUACAGAAGAGAUGAAAUGUGGUCUGAAGGACGAUAUGACUAUGAAAGACUUCCAAGAGAACGAGUACCUCUUCGAAAUCACCCCAGUGAUGGCUACCAUAGAGUAGUUAAUAUUGUGCCAAAGAAACCAUCACUGCUAGACAGACCUGGUGAAGGAAGCUACAGUAGAUAUUACAGUCAUGUUGAUUACCAAGAAUAUGACGAGGGCCGCAGUUUUUCUCAUGAUGGAAGAAGUGGUCCACCUCACAGAGGAGAUGAAUCUGGCUAUAGGUGGACAAGAGAUGAUCAUUCUGCAAGUCAACAGCCUGAGUACAGGGACAUGAGAGAUGGCUUUAGAAGAAAAAGUUUCUAUUCUUCCCAUUACACGAGAGACUGGUCUCCUCAUAAAAGAGACACUCCUUUUUUCAGAGAAUCACCUGUAGGUCGGAAGGAUUCUCCACACAGCAGGUCUGGCUCCAGUGUCAGUAGUAGAAGCUACUCUCCAGAAAGAAGCAAAACGUACUCUUUCCAUCAGUCUCAACAUAGAAGUAAAGAGAGACCUGUUCAGUCUUUGAAAACAUCAAGAGACACUUCACCCUCAAGUUCUUCAGCAGUUCCUCCAUCAAAGGUGUUAGACAAACCCAGUAGGCUAACUGAAAAGGAACUUGCUGAGGCUGCAAGCAAGUGGGCUGCUGAGAAGCUAGAGAAGGCAGAUGAGAGUAACUUACCUGAAAUUGAGUAUGAGGCAGGAUCCACAGUACCAUUGUUUAUUGAGCAGCCAGAGGAACCUGAGUCAAAUGCAGCAGAUGGCAUAGAAUUAUUUGAAGACAGUCAACUAAGCAGUCGCUCUAAAGCAAUAGCAUCAAAAACCAAAGAGAUUGAACAGGUUUACCGACAAGACUGUGAAACUUUCGGGAUGGUUGUGAAAAUGCUGAUUGAAAAAGAUCCUUCAUUAGAAAAGUCUGUACAAUUUGCAUUGAGACAGAAUUUACAUGAAAUAGGUGAGCGGUGUGUUGAAGAACUCAAGCAUUUCAUUGCAGAGUAUGACACCUCUAGUCAAGAUUUUGGAGAGCCUUUUUAGAAAAUUACUGGCUCAGGCAACAAAAAUGUUUCUAGGGGUUUGUUUGUUUUUUUCCCCUGGAUUGUGUAAAUCCUUAAUAUAUGGAAUUUUUGUGAUGAAGAGAAAAUACUUUGAUAGUUGACUACAUUUCCAAUGUCAAGAAACAUCUAAAAUAGUCUAAGAUAUUUUAAUUAGCAUUUUUAAAAUCUACAUGUAGAGCCUCAUAAUCCAUACUUCUCUUUUUCCCCCCUAAAAUGAUGGGUCAGUUAAUUUUUCAAGCUUUGAAAAAGCAGUCCUGGAGAACAGCUCAUGUUCUAUUGUCUUCUAUAGUAUGCGAUCAUUUGUUUUGGUCACACUAGUGUAAUUUAUUAGGUUAGAGAUCAUUCCACUUAAAACAUUUAUAGUCUUUUUGCAUUUCAUAGUCAGUGAUACCAUGUGAAAAUGUUAGAAUUCUGAGUUGUGAUUUUAUUGACUUGUUGCUUGCUUAUUUUAGGCUUUGUAACUUUUAUUAUGUUCAAGUAU